AUGGCGCCCAAGGCCGAGAAGAAACCCGCCGAGAAGAAGCCGGCGGAGGAGAAGGCCGAGAAGAAGCCCAGGGCGGAGAAGCGCGUGCCCGGCAAGGAAGGCGGCGAGAAGAAGGGGAAGAAGAAGGCCAAGAAGAGCGUCGAGACGUACAAGAUCUACAUCUUCAAGGUGCUCAAGCAGGUGCACCCGGACAUUGGUAUCUCGUCCAGGGCCAUGUCCAUCAUGAACUCCUUCAUCAACGACAUCUUCGAGAAGCUCGCCGCCGAGGCCGCCAAGCUCGCCCGCUACAACAAGAAGCCCACCAUCACCUCCCGGGAGAUCCAGACCUCGGUGCGCCUCGUCCUCCCCGGCGAGCUCGCCAAGCACGCCGUCUCCGAGGGCACCAAGGCUGUUACCAAGUUUACUUCCUCUUAG
Molecule: messenger RNA, 414 nt
Organism: Miscanthus lutarioriparius
Lineage: Eukaryota; Viridiplantae; Streptophyta; Magnoliopsida; Poales; Poaceae
Source: the annotation of a GenBank genome assembly